AUGAUUUUUUCUUUCUUUCUUUCUCUUUCUUUCUUUCUUUCAUUCUUUCUUUCCUUCUCUUUCUUUCUCUUUCUUUCGAUUCUGAUUGCUAUUUUUUGCUUAUCUUUCUUUCUUAUAUUCCUUUUCUUUCUUUCAUUCUAUUUAUUUCCUUCAUUCCAUUUCUUUCAUUCUUUCUUUCUUUCAAUUUAUUCCUUUCUAUUUCUUUCAUUCUUUCUUUUUUACUUUCUCUUUUUUUCUUUCGAUUUCUUUCAUUCUUUCUUUUUUCAUUCUUUCUUUCUUACUUUCAAUUUCUUUCUUUCACUUUUUCAUUCUUUCUUUAUUUUUUCACUUUCUUUCAUUCUUUCGUAUUUCUCUUUCUCUUUCUUUCUUUCUCUUUCUUUUAUUCUUUAUUCUUACUUUCUCUUUCUUUCAUUUCUUCUUUCUUAUUUUCUUCUGUCUUUCUUAAUUUCUCUUUCUUUUAUUCUUUUUCUUUCUUAUAUUCUUUCUUUUAUUCUUGCUUUCUUUCAUUUUUCUUUCUUACUUUCUCUUUAUUUCUCUUUCAAUCUUUCUUUCUUACUUUCACUUUCUUUCAUUCUUUCUUCCUCUUUAAUUUUUCUCUUUUUUCAUUCUUACUUUCUCUUUCUUUCUUUCAUUCUUUUCUCUUUCAUUUAUUCUUUCUUUCUAUUCUUUCUAUUUUUGACUGGCUUCCUUUUCAUUCUUUCUAACUUCUUUUUUUUCUUUCUCUUUCUUUCUUUCUUUCUUUCUCUUUCUUUGUUUCUUACGUUCUCUUUCGUUUUUUCUUUCUUUUUGUCGUUUUUCUAUACAAGCUAUGUUUUUCUUUUUUGUAACCUUUCUUUCUUUCUUUUUUCUUUCUUUCUUUCUUUCUUUCUUUCUUUCUUUCUUUCUAAACAUGCUCUCUUUUUCUUUUUCCUAACCCCUCUAAUUCUCUUUCUUUCUUUCUUUCUUUCUUUCAUUCCUUCCUUCUUUCUUUCUUUCUUUCUUUCUUUCUUUCUUUCUCUCUAG
Molecule: messenger RNA, 1002 nt
Organism: Acanthosepion pharaonis
Lineage: Eukaryota; Metazoa; Mollusca; Cephalopoda; Sepiida; Sepiidae
Source: the annotation of a GenBank genome assembly